Volvox carteri f. nagariensis is the source of this 426-nucleotide messenger RNA. RefSeq lists its product as uncharacterized. The transcript has a single exon. Bases 1 to 426 code for a protein of 141 amino acids. The record is from RefSeq and is a predicted model, not a curated record. NCBI's taxonomy places the organism in Eukaryota, Viridiplantae, Chlorophyta, Chlorophyceae, Chlamydomonadales, Volvocaceae.
AUGACCGCAACCAAGGGGGACCCCGCUCUGUUGGAUUGCCCAUGGCCGUGUGUCCGUGUGUCCGUGUGUCCGUGUGUCCGUGUGUCCGUGUGUCCGUGUGUCCGUGUGUCCGUGUGUCCGUGUGUCCGUGUGUCCGUGUGUCCGUGUGUCCGUGUGUCCGUGUGUCCGUGUGUCCGUGUGUCCGUGUGUCCGUGUGUCCGUGUGUCCGUGUGUCCGUGUGUCCGUGUGUCCGUGUGGCCAUGUGUCCGUGUGUCCGUGUGUCCGUGUGUGCGUGUGUCCGUGUGUGGCCGUGUGUCCAUGUGUCCGUGUGGCCGUGUGUCCGUGUGUCCGUGUGUCCGUGUAUCCGUGUGGCCGUGUGGCCAUGUGGCCAUGUGGCCAUGUGGCCGUGUGGCCGUGUGGCCGUGUGGCCAUGUGGCCGUGUGUUGA